Molecule: messenger RNA, 2046 nt
Organism: Chara braunii
Lineage: Eukaryota; Viridiplantae; Streptophyta; Charophyceae; Charales; Characeae
Source: the annotation of a GenBank genome assembly
UAUUAUUCCUGCCACGUGUGCAUGCUCCCUGCACGUCGGCCAGUUGCAACCCGGUGUGGACAUGUAUACUGCUACCCUUGUGUACGAAUUGUUGAUUACACGCAGGCAGCUACUGCUACUGACACGUGUACUUCUCUUCUGCGUGACUACCGGUGUACGGGUUGUCGAGAGAGCGUCCGAAGGGGAUGGCGGGCAUUUGUGCCCAUGUUCUCGUGCGGCGCGGUGCGCAGCAAUUCUCAGGGCAAUAAUGGUGGUGGGGAUGAGGAAGAACGACCUUUCCCGCCAGAAAUGAUGCCACGUAGACGGGCUGCUCCUCCUCCUCCUCCUCCUCCUCCUCCUCUUCUCAAUCCCCAUCAUCAUCAUCAUAAUCACACAGGAGUGGUGGUGGUAGAUGGCGACGUGGUGGCCAUGGACGGUCAGAUCGAUUUUGCGAUUACUGAUGACGCCUUUGACAUCAGCACUCUGGAGGAGAGCCGAGCUAUGCGACAGGCGCGACAAGAGGCAUUCCAGCGCCUGCGCGAGACUGCAAUGGUUGGACUCGCGGAGCUGAUAGUUCCUCAAGAUCCCAAUGAGCCUCUGCCGGACGACGAGAUCCCUUUUGAUGUGGUUUGGGAGGAGAGUCUGGAUGCAGCUCGGAGGGACUGGAGGGAUGCAUCGUGGCCGGAUGCGGCUCGGGAGGACGUUUGGGAGCACGGUCGGGAAGAGGUUCGGGAUGGGGCUUCGGGGGACAAUUGGAAUCACGGUUGGAAUGAGAGCACACAUGCUGGGAUGGCAUUGAGGAGGGCGGCACUGGGUGCAGCGAGGAGAGGGGUUGCUCUGACAAUAGUUGCAGGGUCUGAGGUGGAGGCUGACGUGGCGAGGGGUCCAUCGUUAGCAGCUCCAGAGCUUGGAGAGGAGGGAAGGAAUACGCGAGAUCGAGAAGCGACACGUGUCCUGCACACAGAGGAGGUGGUGGAGACUCCUCCACGGCAGCAGGAGAGUGCACCUGGGGGUGGAGGGGUUGAGUUGCGAGGGGAGCACGAAGUCGGAGGGCAAGUGCGGAUGAUAGCGAAGGCCGAGGUAGAAUGGAGACAUGCCAGUGGAAGGACAGACAACAUUGUUGUAGGCGAUCUCGGCGGCGGUGAGCAACUGAUCCCAAUCGUGUUGAUGUGGAUGACAAUACUUUCGCAGGAUUCUUUGGAGAGUAUCGUUCAUCUUCUCAGUUUGUCCAUCGGUCUGUGGGUGGAAUGCAAUGCUAUACUUGAGCGUGGUUCCGUAGGCUUUAAAGAGGUGUUUCCAGAAUUGCGAAAGGAAGCGAGGGUCACGGUCACUGAUGAUGUUCUCGGGGAGACCGUGGUGACGUGGGACAUGGUCGAAGAAGAGAAUGGCGAAGUCCUUGGCGUUGUGCGAUGUGGUGCAAGGGGUGAAGUGGGCACGUUUAGUCAAGCGACAAACAAUGACAUAGAUGCAAUCAUGUCCGCAGUCGGUCUUGGGGAGACCGCAAACGAAGUCCAUGGAAAUGGACUGCCACCGUUGUCGGCACCGGAAACAACCACCCUUUGCUUGGAGGUAGGUUCGCUCCUCCGACGUGAGUUUCGUGAGACGGAUUGGGUGGGUGUUUAUGGGAGGACGGCUGGUGCGUUCUCUCUUUUCCAUCUGCAUAAGGUGGAUGGCAGAGAGUUCGUCAGAGGAGAGCGAAGUGGUGUCGAGUGGGUCGCAGAGGGUGUCAGGGUCGGGGGUGGAGAACUCGUUCGAGGAGGCAGAGAGAGAGGUUUCGUCGGUGAUGUUAUGAAGAAUCGUGGGCGGGGUGGGGCGGAUGUGAGUCCGUCCUUGUACGGGGUGAGGAAUUUGUCUCGGUGGAUGGCGCGGUUGAAGAGGUUAAAGAGGGACAUUGGGGGGUCGUGGAUAAGGGAGGCGGCGAGGUCCUUGCGGCGUCCCCGUUUGAGGUGGGAGAUGAAUGCGGCAUCGCUGACGUAGUCAAGGGGGAUAUGUUGCCACAACGCACGGACGUAUUGGACAAAACGGUCGGUUGGGCCGUUCUGUCGAAGGCGUCAGAGUUUCUCAAAG